Molecule: messenger RNA, 1048 nt
Organism: Sabethes cyaneus
Lineage: Eukaryota; Metazoa; Arthropoda; Insecta; Diptera; Culicidae
Product: protein obstructor-E
Exons: 2
Coding region: 214-894 (226 amino acids)
Cellular component (GO): extracellular region
Molecular function (GO): chitin binding
Source: RefSeq, a predicted model, not a curated record
CUCGUAUCGUUACGGUCGUCAUAGUCUUGGUAAUGACUGUUGUAUCGUUGGUCUGUAAAGCACUUAGUUAAAUUUUCGCGCACAUUAGUGAUCCGAAAGGCGGGCAAAUACGGUGGUGCAAACAACAGUGAGACAGUUUUUGGACCUAUUAGUAAACUAUAGCAAGAGCACGAUUUAUGAUAAAAUCAAAAUUCAAUUAGCAUUCGUAAUAAGAUGAAACAUAUUAUUGGCCUAACGGUUUAUUUAGGACUAACAACGUAUUGCAGUGCAAUCGGUGUUCCUCAAUGUCCGGAACCACAUGGCGAACAAGCUUAUCUGCAUCCAGAUCACUGCGACCAAUUUUUCUUGUGUACAAAUGGCACACUGACAUUGGAAACAUGUGAAAAUGGUUUAUUGUUUGACGGAAAAGGAGCCGUUCAUAAUCAUUGCAACUACAAUUGGGCUGUUGAUUGUGGCGAUAGGAAAUUUGUCACCGAUCAAUCGCCUAUUUCAACGCCGGGAUGCGAGUACCUGUUCGGAAUAUAUCCAGAUAGCGCGCAAUGUUCUACCACGUAUACCAAAUGUGCCUUUGGAGAACCACACUCAGAACAUUGUGAUGCAGGCCUAGUUUACGAUCAUCGUAUUCACGGUUGUCAAUGGCCCGAUCUAAUGUUGGAUACAUGUAAUCCUGAGGCUGUCAUUGGAUUCAAGUGCCCGGAAUCUGUUCCAUCAAACUCGAUCAACCAUCGUUUCUGGCCAUAUCCAAGAUUUCCAGUUCCGGGCGACUGUCACCGGCUUAUCACCUGCGUCGACGGUCAUCCACGUUUAAUCACCUGUGGCGACGGAAAGGUGUUCAGCGAGAAUUCUUUAACUUGCGAAGAUCCGGAAGAUGCUCCAUAUGCUUGCAGACACUAAUAACAUUUACUCAAUUCUUGUUAAUGCCGUUCAUUGGACACGUUGCAAUUUUUUUGAACCAAAUGUUUAGGAAUUUUUCGCGUAAAAAAAUCGAUAACUUCAGAUACUUGAGAAAAAGUAAACUUUCAAUCCAAAUAAAGCAAAAAGUUACCAA